GCUAUCCAGUCUUCAAGAGAAAAGGCUGAAUUUCUUGACAACAGAUAACAACUUUCAAAUCAUGAGCGAGGUUUCCAAAGAUUCUUUGCGGAGGAUCCUGCUGCAGCUCGACUGCCAUUUUACUUGGAGGCUGCUGAAGGAGGACAUCAGUCCCGAGGAACUGGAGGAAAGGAUAGCAGAUCAAAUGGAUUUUUUGCCGUCCAGAUCUAAAAUCCAGAAUUAUAAUCUGCUGGCCUAUGUGAAUCAUUUGAAUGGCAAGAAAGAAGCUGCUCUGGAAAAUUUACAGAAAGCCGAAGAGGCUGUGCAAACAGAGUGUCCAAAGGCAAUUGAAAAAGCCAGUCUUGUUACCUGGGGCAACUAUGCUUGGAUCUACUACCACAUGGACCAGCUUGAAAAGAUGCAAGAGUACAUAAAGAAGGUGGAAAGUGUUUGCAAACAAAAUGGAAGCACCACUCCUUAUAAGAUGAAGCUCCCCCAUAUUUACUGUGAAAAGGGGUGGGCACUCUUCAAAUUUGGGCCAAGUUAUUUUGAAAAGGCCAUGGAGAGCUUUGCAGAGGCACUGCAAGAAGAGCCCCAAGACCCAGAAUGUAAUGCUGGCUAUGCAAUCGCACUAUACCGUAUGGAAGAUUAUUACGGAAAAAAAUCUUCGGCAGAAGGGUCAUCUCUGGAACCCUUGAGACGUGCAACUAGUCUAAAUCCCAACGAUCCUUUCGUUGUGCCUAUCUUUGCAUUGAAACUGCAGGAAAUUGGUCAAGUUGAAGAAGGGGAAAAGUAUAUUAAAGAGGCUCUUGAAAACAAUCCAGAUAGUCCCUAUGUUCUGAGGUAUGCUGCCAAAUGGUACAGGAAAAAAGGUGAUGUUAUUAAAUCCCUGGAGUUUUUGAAAAAGGCGUUAGGGUUGACACCAAACUCUGGCUUUCUGCACCAUCAGGUCGGCGUUUGUUACCGAACGCAGUUCUUUGGGAUGAAAAUGGCCAAAUCCCAAGUCAGAGAACAGAUGGAGGAGCUGAUCAGACAUUGUAUCUUUCACUUCCAAGAGACCGUGAAGCACAAAACCAAGUUUGUCUACGCUUAUAUGGAUCUUGCAGGCAUGUAUGCAGAAGCAAAGCGUUUUCAGGAAGCAGAGGAAGCAUUUCAGAAAGUAUUUGCCAUGACCAAGCUAACUUGUGAAGACCAACAGCAGCUCCACUUUUUGUACGGCCGCUAUCAACAAUUCCAAAAAAAAUCAGAAUCGGAAGCUGUGAAACACUACCUGAAUGGGAUGAAAAUUGAAAAAGAGUCAUAUCCAAGAGAAAAGUGCAAAAUGAAUUGUAAGAAACUGAUAGAAAAUAAAAUCAAGAAAGGUGCAGGAGAAGCAAAGAGCUUUGGCAUCCUUGGAUAUAUUCACCAGCUCGAUGGGGAAAGGCAACAGGCUGUUGAGUGUUAUGAACGAGCCCUGGAGAUGGAUCCUGACAAUGAAGAAUACCUCAGUGCUCUCUGGGCCUUGAGACUUUCUUUGCAAAGCUAAACUUUCCCCUGUAUGUUGAUAAUGUCAUGAAAUUCAGAAUUCUGCUUAUUCUGUAAUAAUUCCAUCAUAGUCCUUGGGAUUCCUUUGAUACAGUUAACUUGAGGAUCACAUAGCCUUUGAUAACUGACCCUUUACG
Sphaerodactylus townsendi is the source of this 1640-nucleotide messenger RNA. Its product is annotated as interferon-induced protein with tetratricopeptide repeats 5-like. Gene Ontology annotation, biological process: defense response to virus. Gene Ontology annotation, molecular function: protein binding. NCBI's taxonomy places the organism in Eukaryota, Metazoa, Chordata, Lepidosauria, Squamata, Sphaerodactylidae. The record is from RefSeq and is a predicted model, not a curated record. The transcript is spliced from 2 exons. Bases 62 to 1504 code for a protein of 480 amino acids. Gene Ontology annotation, cellular component: cytosol.